This is a messenger RNA of Mercurialis annua (annual mercury), 3266 nucleotides long. Its product is annotated as vacuolar sorting protein 18. The record is from RefSeq and is a predicted model, not a curated record. Gene Ontology annotation, cellular component: endosome; HOPS complex. NCBI's taxonomy places the organism in Eukaryota, Viridiplantae, Streptophyta, Magnoliopsida, Malpighiales, Euphorbiaceae. Gene Ontology annotation, molecular function: protein-macromolecule adaptor activity. Bases 81 to 3038 code for a protein of 985 amino acids. The transcript is spliced from 23 exons. Gene Ontology annotation, biological process: organelle fusion; vesicle-mediated transport; intracellular protein transport.
UAACCAAUGGUUUGGUAGUCGUAUAUAAACACUUUCCCGGCGAUCUCAAAAACUAAUUCCGAUCAGGUAAAACUGAAAAGAUGGAUCAGGGGAGGCAGUUGUUCACGGUGGAUCUUCUGGAAAGAUACGCAGCGAAAGGGAGGGGAGUGAUUACAUGUAUGACAGCUGGCAACGACGUAAUUGUAAUCGGAACUAGUAAAGGAUGGGUAAUUCGACACGACUUCGGCGUCGGAGAUUCUUACGAAAUUGAUCUAACGGCGGGAAGAGGAGGAGAGCAAAGUGUACACAGAGUGUUUGUUGAUCCAGGAGGCUGUCACUGUAUUGCGACAGUGGUCGGGAGUGCGGGUGCUGAGACUUAUUAUACACAUGCUAAAUGGAAUAAGCCUCGUGCUCUGACUAAUUUGAAAGGUCUUGUUGUUAAUGCUGUUGCUUGGAAUAGGCAAUUGAUUACUGAAGCUUCGACGAAAGAAAUUAUCUUAGGGACGGAUAAUGGACAGCUUCAUGAGGUUGCUGUUGAUGAGAAGGAUAAAAGAGAGAAAUAUGUUAAAUUUCUCUUUCAAUUAAGGGAACUUCCUCAACCGUUUAUGGAUUUGCAGAUGGAAACAGCUAACUUAAGCACUGGAACAAGAUAUUAUGUGAUGGUUGUUACUCCUACCCGACUUUAUUCAUUCACUGGGAUUGGAUCCCUGGAGACGGUUUUUGCUAGUUAUUUGGAACGUGCAGUGCAUUUUAUGGAACUGCCUGGAGAAAUACCAAACAGUGAGCUGCAUUUCUUUAUCAAGCAAAGAAGAGCGGUGCAUUUUGCAUGGCUUUCUGGAGCAGGCAUAUAUCAUGGAGGUCUAAAUUUUGGAGCACAGAACAGUUAUUCAACUGGAGAUGAAAAUUUUGUGGAGAACAAGGCUCUUCUGGACUAUUCAAAAUUAAGCGAGAGUGCUGAGACAAUUAAACCAACUUCAAUGGCGGUGUCUGAAUUCCAUUUUUUGCUUCUCAUCAGAAAUAAGGUUAAGGUUGUAAACAGAAUCAGUGAGCAAAUUAUAGAGGAGCUUCAGUUUGAUCGAGCAUCAGAAUCAGUUUCAAGGGAUAUUAUUGGAUUAUGUAGUGAUGCCACUGCUGGCUUGUUUUAUGCGUAUGACCAAAAUUCUAUAUACCAGGUGUCUGUUAAUGACGAAGGCCGGGACAUGUGGAAGGUGUAUCUAGACAUGAAAGAAUAUGCUGCAGCUUUAGCAAAUUGCCGUGACCCACUCCAGAGAGACCAAGUAUAUCUAUUGCAGGCAGAUGCUGCAUUUGCAUCCAGGGAUUUCCAGCGAGCGGCAUCUUUUUAUGCAAAAGUAAACUACAUAUUGUCAUUUGAGGAAAUCACUUUGAAGUUUAUUAGUGCAAGUGAACAGGACGCAUUGAAAACAUUCUUGUUGCGGAAGCUUGACAACUUAACGAAGGAUGAUAAGUGCCAAAUAACAAUGAUUUCUACAUGGGCAACUGAAUUAUACUUGGACAAGAUAAAUCGUGUACUUUUGGAAGAAGAUAAUGCUUCAGAGAAUCAUAGCUCUGAGUACCAAUCAAUUAUUCAAGAGUUUCGUGCUUUCCUUUGCGACAGCAAGGAUGUCUUGGAUGAAGCAACCACGAUGAGACUAUUGGAGAGCUUUGGUAGAGUUGAAGAAUUGGUAUAUUUUGCUAGCCUGAAGGAGCAGUAUGAGAUCGUAAUUCACCACUACAUACAGCAAGGAGAAGCGAAGAAGGCUUUGGAAGUUCUUCAAAAACCUGCUGUUCCUGUUGAUCUUCAGUACAAAUUUGCCCCAGACCUUAUUGCGCUUGAUGCAUAUGAAACUGUGGAAUCAUGGAUGGCCACGAAGAAUCUACAACCAAGGAAACUGAUUCCUGCAAUGAUGCGCUAUUCAAGUGAACCUCAUGCAAAGAAUGAAACCCAUGAAGUCAUCAAAUAUUUGGAAUUUUGUGUUCAUCGUUUGCAUAAUGAAGAUCCUGGAAUUCACAAUUUGCUUCUGUCUUUAUAUGCUAAGCAGGAAGACGAUGGCUCUCUUCUGCGUUUCCUACAGUGCAAGUUUGGGAAAGGAAGAGAAAGUGGCCCUGAUUUCUUCUAUGAUCCCAAGUAUGCUUUGCGUCUUUGCCUCAAGGAAAAGCGAAUGCGUGCUUGUGUUCAUAUAUACAGCAUGAUGUUCAUGCACGAAGAGGCUGUUGCUCUUGCUCUUCAGGUGGAUCCUGAGCUUGCUAUGGCUGAAGCUGACAAGGUUGAAGAUGAUGAAGACUUGAGGAAGAAGCUUUGGCUCAUGGUCGCCAAACAUGUUAUCAAACAGGAAAAGGGUACUAAAAGGGAGAACAUACGGAAGGCAAUAGCAUUUCUCAAGGAAACUGAUGGCCUUUUAAAGAUUGAAGAUAUAUUACCAUUCUUCCCAGACUUUGCCCUCAUUGAUGACUUCAAGGAGGCUAUUUGCUCAUCACUGGAGGAUUACAACAGGCAAAUUGAACAACUAAAACAAGAAAUGAAUGAUGCCACACAUGGCGCAGACAAGAUAAGAAAUGACAUUAGUGCACUUGCUCAGAGAUAUGCUGUCAUUGAUCGUGAUGAGGAAUGUGGGGCUUGUAAGAGGAAAAUCUUGGUCAUGGGUGGGGACUAUCGCUCACGAGGCUAUACAUCAGUAGGACCGAUGGCUCCAUUCUAUGUAUUUCCAUGUGGACAUGCGUUCCAUGCUCAAUGCUUGAUUGCCCAUGUCACACGCUGUACUACUGAAACUCAGGCAGAACAUAUACUUGAUCUGCAGAAGCAACUUACUUUACUUGGUGAGGGAGCUGGGAUCUCGAAGAGCGGCAUAAAUGAAGAAUCCAUUGCUAGCACAACCCCUGUAGAUAAGCUCCGUGCACAACUGGAUGACGCGAUAGCCAGUGAAUGUCCAUUUUGCGGGGAACUGAUGAUCAACGAGAUCUCCUUACCCUUUAUUCUCCCUGAGGAAGCACAUCAGGUGAGCUCAUGGGAGAUAAAAUCACAUAACCUCGGAAGCCAGCGGACACUUUCUUUACCAGUGUAAUUAUACUUUAUUUGUUGAGCAAAUGCUUGCUUGUGUCUGUAAUUUAUCUUCGUCUCUAUCAUGGCGAUCGGUAACAAGGCUCCCUAUGCGUGUAUUUACCAAUUGGCCUUCUUUGAGUUGCCAAUUGGCCUCCUUCCAAUGUAAUUAGCAUAAGGUUUUGAUUUGUCGUCCUUUAAUCGAUAUUUAUUUAUUCAUACAUUGGUAAAAGUAUUACCCUUGUGCCCUGUA